AUGUAUCUCUCAAACGUCCUGUCGUUUCUGCCACUCCUGACGCUGGCCAAGGCCGCGGCCAUUCCCGAAUACACAGCACCAUCUCCAGAAGUUGACGAUACGACCGUAUACGAUGCUAUUGUUGUCGGCGGUGGUCCUUCCGGACUUAGUGCGCUGAGCGGACUCGCCCGCGUGAGGAGAAAUGUUCUUCUCAUCGAUUCCGGUGAAUACCGUAACAACGCGACGAGGCAUAUGCAUGACGUGAUUGGCUUGGAUGGCGUCACUCCUGCAUACUACCGCUGGCUUGCGCGGGAGCUGUUAGCUGAUUACAAAACCGUCACAUUGACUAAUGGUACUGUGACUGGUAUCCAAGCUGUGAAUGGCAGUGCAACUUCUUUCACAGUGCAGGCCACUCUGCCGACAGGCGAGAAGACCCUCACAGCGCGGAAAAUCGUCCUCGGAACCGGCCUGAAGGACGACCUGCCGAGCACUCCCGGCCUCCAGGAUAACUGGGGCAAGGGAAUCUACUGGUGCCCUUGGUGCGACGGCAACGAGCACGCCGACCAGGCCCUCGGCCUCCUUGCGCCCCUGGAGGAUAUCCCCGGCUCCGUGCGUGAGGUCUCCACGCUGAAUAGCGACGUCGUGGCCUUCGCCAACGGCACCGACACCCCCGAAGCUCGAGCCGCGACCGAAGCCUCCUUCCCUGACUGGGAGGAAUACCUGAAGCUGUCGAACGUUACUGUCUACAACCAGACGAUCCUGUCCAUCACUCGCCUCAAGGACGGGCACAACGCGUCCGCGGAUCCCAGCUUGGCCACUUCGCCCGAGUACGACCUCUUCCGUGUAGAUCUGGACGAUGGUACCUCCGUCGAGAGAGCCGCCUUCUUCGUCUCCUUCCCUGACGAGCAAAAGUCCACUGUCGGCGCGGACCUGGGCGUCACGCUGUACGGCGGCCGCCUGUAUGCGAACCCGGACAAGGGCCUCAUUACCAACAUCCCCGGUGCCUACGCUAUCGGUGAUGCGAACUCGGACAAUGUUACAAACGUACCCCACGCCAUCUACAGCGGCAAGAGGGCCGCUGUCUACGCGCAUGUUCAACUCGCUCGCGAGGAUGUUGCAGCCCAGCUUGCGGCUGCGAACGGUACUGCCGUGGCUGAAAAGAGGGACGAAUUUGACCUUGACCCGCGGGAUGUCUGGGAGCGUAUGAAUGGCCAACCUGGGGACCUUUUGUACGCUGGUGAAUUUUAA
Messenger RNA from Diaporthe amygdali, 1227 nucleotides. RefSeq lists its product as uncharacterized. Bases 1 to 1227 code for a protein of 408 amino acids. Gene Ontology annotation, molecular function: oxidoreductase activity. The transcript is spliced from 3 exons. Lineage: Eukaryota; Fungi; Ascomycota; Sordariomycetes; Diaporthales; Diaporthaceae. The record is from RefSeq and is a predicted model, not a curated record.